GAUGGAAAAUACAUGUUAUUCUUGUUACAGCCAGCAAAGUUUUUUUCGCGAGGCAAAAGCAAAACAAGCUAGAGGCGAAAUUUGUCUGCACCUCCGAUGACUCCCUGUGCUGGAUGUCGGUGUCACUUGCCCGUUCGUUUAUGUUCCAUGUGCAAAAUUUAUAUACGGGCUAGUAAUAGGAAUAGGAAAAGCACAAUAGUAAACAUGCAAAUUACUGUGAAUUAGGCAUUCGCCGUCCGUGGUCGACAACGAGUCGAGGGAGAGAGAGAGAGAGUGGCUCUCCGCAUGCUGAGUCAUAGAAGUGAAUGGUGCAAAUGCAGUGCUCGUUUGAAGUAACUGCAAAAGCUAUCACGUGUCGACGGCGGAGAAUCUAGCUAUGAGUAUGACCGCAUAACACGUUGACACUUGUUUUGACGCAUACCUUCUGUUGACGCAGUCAACACAGCUCUACUGUACGGUAAUAUGUGGAUACCGGCUGCCCAUAAGCGCGCCGAUCUAUAACUCAUUAUAUCUAUAGAUGAUAAGAGAUAAGUAGGGGAAGAAGAGUAAAAUAAGAAGAAUUUAUAAAACUCAUAUCAGAUCUGAUCUCGUCGAAUUCAUUAGAUCUAUCGAAACAGGGAAAUAUUGUUGAAUUGUUGUAGGUGAAAUUUAAGAAGAACUAAAACUCUAAAAAGCGAUUCAAAGCUAAAUGAGCAGUUCUUUUACUCAACAUCAACAGAGCGAUUUCCAACAAACUUUUUAGAGUUUUACUCUAUAACGACCACGUCAACAUCUGGUCCUCUAAAGUCCGUUGAAGCAAAAAUUACCGAACAUCUUCUGUGUGAUCAGAUUUAUGUGAUAUACGAGAACAAAGGUUAUAUAACCUCGUCAUGUCGUUACCAGUGCAGUACAAUUGCCCGCAGUGUAAAGAGCCUGAUCAGGCGGAUAAUAUGGUGGCCUGUGAUAAAUGCGAUGCCUGGCAUCAUUUCAGAUGUGCUGGUGUGAAUGACUCAAUAGCAGAUCGGUCGUGGCGGUGUAUCAAUUGUCGCUUGAGGACGUCAUCAGUUCCUUCUAAUUCGUCUCGAAAGUCAAUGUCCCAAGCACAAGCAGAACUACAUCUCAAAAAAUUGGACGAGGAAAGAGCAAUGCAAGCUAAACAUCUUUCCGAGGAGUUUGCUCUCAAACAAGCCAAGUUGGCGCAACAAGAAGAAGCGUUAAAAUUACAAAUGGCAUUGGACCAGCGAUAUAUGGAACAACGAUAUGCAGUUUUACAAGCGACGCUAGAAGAAAAUGAUGGAAAGAGUCGGUCAACGUGCAGUCAGCAAAGCAGUAGAAGUAAGGUCAAUGAUUGGAUGGAAAAGCAGCAAGAACAAAUAACGGGUGCGAAAUCGGAAACAAACAAUUUUCCCGUCGACACUAGUUCGUUCGCUGCAAUCCAAAUAAGUUCAUCUAAAACCACUAGCGCUGCUGCUGAACAAAAGUCUGUACCCGUCAGUUCCACUUCUACUAGUAUCUUUGACUUUGCUACUUCCCGCUUGGUGUAUACGGGAACCAUACCCAAAAGACCAUUUGCGAGUAUUCCAGAUGCUCUUCCUGUAAUACCAUCACCUAUUGUAACGCCCAGGAUUAUCCCGACAUCAACCUCUAUCGGUGCCACCCGUUCUACAAUAAUAAGUCAACCUGUGUUUUCAACGGGACAAGGGUUACGAGGAUGUGAGAUGUAUCCAGUUUCUGCCGACAAUGCUGUUUGGAAUGUGCUACCUAUUACCUGUACUGCAGCCACUAACCCUUCUACAAGUCAAGCAGCUCCGUUCGUGCCAGAACGUACUUAUAUUGUACCGACAUCGUGUUCAUCUGGUAAUGUUAAAACGGGUGUAACGUCUCUGUUAGCUUCAAAUACAGAAGGUAAUUAUAGUGUCCAUCAAAGCUCAGGAGGUAAGACAUUAGAAAAAAUCCUCGAUCAAAUAAACAAUAGAAUAGGAGAGUUAAUGAUAGAAAAUAGGUCAAUGAGAGUGCCCAAUACAAAUAUGUUUCCCCCACGCUUACGACCUGUAACUUCUCAAAACUCAUCGAUAAAUCCUACUAGUAGAAAUGAAUUUAGAUGGUCUCAUAGUACACCUCACGUUAACCAUAAUCGAAUGCAUACUCCCCAUUUGGGACAGACUCAAAUGCAAAUUUCGUCUCCAAUAUUGCCUGAAAAUGAUCGUAACAUGCAUAAUUCAGCAAUUAGCUCAUCUAUUGGUGUAGUUGUGCCAUCACAGCAACAAUUAGCUGCUCGGCAAGUAGUCUCUAAGGAGUUACCAGUUUUUUCGGGUAAUCCACUGGAGUGGCCAUUAUUCGUGAGCAGCUAUGAGAACUCGACAGCUUUAUGUGGGUUUUCGGAUGCGGAAAACAUGAUGCGAUUGCAACGCUCAUUGAGAGGUAAUGCACUAGAAGCGGUGCGCAGUAAUUUGUUGAUGCCGAAUGCAGUGGCACGCGUAUUGAGUACUCUGAGGAUGCUGUAUGGCAGACCAGAAUUGGUAGUUAACGCUUUGCUAGAGAAAGUUCGGUCCACCCCUCCUCCAAAAGCGGAAAGAUUAGAAACACUCAUUGCAUACGGACUCGUUGUACAGAAUCUGUGUAGUCAAUUGAUUGCAUCUGGACAAAUUGCUCAUCUCGGCAACCCGUGUCUUUUGCAAGAACUUGUUGAAAAAUUACCGGCCAAUAUCAAGAUGGAUUGGGCGCGGUAUAAGCGAAAAGUAUCGUUUCCUGAUCUUACCACGUUCGAGGAAUAUAUGACGUCAGUAAUCGAAGAGGCAAGCGAGGUGUCACUGUUCACCGAGACAGAUCGAGGCAAGGAAACAAAAAGAGCAUUCAUUCGAGAUAAGGCGUUUGUGAACGCACAUGGUAUCGAUGAAACUGCUAAAGAAAAAAAUGUUCAAAAUAGAAAAGUUCAAGACCAAACAAAAGGUAAAUGUUGUCCAAUUUGUCAAUUGUUUGGACACAAAGUGAAAGAUUGCUCUAAAUUCAAAUCACUGAAUUUACUUGAACGUUGGAAGUCAGUGGAAGAUCAGCAAUUAUGUCGCCGUUGUCUUGUUCGUCACGGAAAAUGGCCUUGUCAUACUUCAAACCCGUGUGGUGUGAACGGCUGUGACGCUUGUCAUCAUGAAUUGCUUCAUCCUGGAAAGACUACAGUAGUGAAUAAAUCAAGAGAAAUAAUUCAUCCGGCGGGAAAGUUGAAUUCUGCUACAGCUACAUCCGGUGUGCUUGGUACACAUCGACAGAUGGCAGAUUCAAUAUUAUUUCGCGUGAUUCCAGUGACGCUGUAUGGACCAAAAUCAUCACUCAAAACAUUUGCCUUUCUCGACGACGGCUCGUCGUUGACUCUAAUGGAUAAAGGUAUCGCAAAAGAACUUGGAUUAUCUGGAGAAGCAAGCUCAUUGUGUUUAAACUGGACUGGCGAUAUAUCCCGCACUGAGCCGAACUCGGAACGUUUAUCAGUAGAAAUAUCUGGAGCUAACAGUCAAACCAGAUAUUCUAUGUCUAACGUUCGAACGGUAGAGGGACUGAAACUACCAACUCAAAGUCUCAUGUAUGAAGAUCUGGUUCAAAACUAUCCUUAUCUUAGAGGUCUUCCAAUAAAUAGCUACCGAAAUGCCAACCCUCGCAUUCUUAUUGGAGUGGAACAUUCAAAACUCAGUUUAACUCUGAAGAAACGGGAAGGACGUACAAAUGAGCCUGUAGCAACACGAUGCCGUCUAGGAUGGACAAUACACGGAAGACUAGGAGAUGAUACUCAUAGCAGUUUAUUCCACCACAACCAUAUAUGUGACUGUAAUACAGACCGCGAACUUCAUGGUAUGGUUGAACGAUUUUUUUCAACGGAAGCAGUUCCACCAGUGGGACCCGUAAUUGAGACUGAAGACGACAAAAGAGCUCGUCGAAUUCUCGUUGAAACCACAGUACGUGUUGAUGGUGGCUUUGAAACAGGUUUACUAUGGAAAUACGACCACAUAGAAUUUCCCAGAAGUUAUUCGAUGGCCGAGCAACGAUUAAAAUGUCUGGAACGUCGAAUGAAAGCCGAUCCAGAAUUACAUGAAAAUCUCGUUCAACAAAUUCGUGACUAUCAACGCAAGGGCUACGCUCACAAAGCGUCGGAAAAGGAACUUUCUUUAGCAGACCCCAGACGAGUUUGGUAUCUCCCCCUUGGUAUUGUGAUCAACCCAAAGAAACCAAACAAAGUACGGGUAGUUUGGGACGCUGCAGCCAAAGUUAAUGGCAUCUCGCUGAAUACGAUGCUUUUAAAGGGUCCCGAUCUGCUAACAUCACUUCCAGCCGUUCUGAGCCGUUACCGACAGCGACAGAUAGCCAUCAGUGCUGACAUCAAAGAGAUGUUUCACCAACUUCGAAUUCGAGAGAGCGAUAAGCAUUCCCAGCGAUUUCUAUGGCGCGAAAAUCCGUUGCAAAUUCCUGAGGUGUUCAUUAUGGACCGAGCCACCUUUGGGUCUAGCUGUUCUCCAAGUUCGUCUCAGUACAUCAAGAAUUUGAACGCCGAAGAGUACUCUACAGAAUUUCCGGAGGCAGCAGAAGCUAUAAUCAACAACCACUAUGUGGACGACUAUCUAGAUAGUCGUGAUACCGAAGAUGAAGCGAUUCGUAUUGCUCGGGAAGUGAAAUUUGUUCAUUCCAAAGGUGGGUUUGAAAUCCGAAACUGGCUUUCAAACUCAGACAACGUCAUCGCACAACUCGGAGAAACAACAUGUGGUAACAUGAAGCGGUUUUUAUUUGACAAAUCGGUCGACGAAUCUGGAGAACGUAUUCUCGGCAUGAUCUGGUUGCCGAACGAAGAUGUUUUCACAUUUCCAAUUUUGUUUAGUGAUACUCUGAACGUAUUACUAUCUAAUUCGAUCACACCAACCAAACGACAACUUUUAAAAAUUGUUAUGAGCAUCUUCGAUCCAAUGGGUUUCUUGGCGACGUUUUUAAUUCAUGGAAAAUUGAUCAUCCAGGAGUUAUGGAGAGCUGGCGUAGAGUGGGACCAAGCUAUACCUGAUCGAAGUUUGCCUUUCUGGAACCGAUGGGUGUCCCAAUUUUCGCAGUUACCCCGAAUUCGUAUUCCCCGUUGCUACUUUCCAAAUUAUCAUUCAGAAAGUUACGGAAAUCUGCAGAUGCACGCCUUUGUAGAUGCCAGCGAGGCAGCUUAUGCUUCCGCCGUCUACUUCCGUAUUGAAGACCGUGGCGCUGUACGGUGCGCUCUUGUUGCAGCAAAAUCGAAGGUAGCUCCUUUGAAGCCACAGACGAUUCCCCGCCUAGAACUGCAGGCUGCAACUCUUGGAUGUCGUUUGGCUGUUACUGUUGAAAACAAUCACACUCUACAGAUUACUCGUCGUUUUUUCUGGAGUGACUCUACCACUGUUCUAUCCUGGAUUAGAUGUAUAGACCCUAGAAGGUAUACACCUUUCGUAACCUUCAGAGUUAGUGAUAUUUUGUCACAAUCGAAUGUUGCUGAUUGGAAAUGGGUACCGACAGCGGAAAACGUAGCAGAUGAAGCUACAAAAUGGGGAAAAGGACCUAACUUAAGCUCAAACAGUCGUUGGUUUGUUGGACCAGAGUUUCUCUACAAACCAGAGACUCAGUGGCCAAUACAAGGAUCACAUGCACCCGACACAUCUGAAGAGCUUCGUUCGAGAUACGUUUCUCAUCACGUGGAGAAAAGGCCGGUUGUUGAUAUUCGCCGAUUUUCCAAAUGGGAGCGCCUGUUACGAAGUUUAGCAUAUGUUCAUAGAUUUCUGGAUAGCUGUCAACGAAAGCGUCGAGGUGAAAUGGGCGACAAUAGUGAUAUAUUGCUUUCCGAGCAAAUUCAGAAAGCUGAAACGAGUCUAUGGCGUCUGGCUCAAAAUGAGACCUUUCUUAAUGAAAUUGUCGUGCUCACCAACAAUAGUAAACUUCCACCGAAGUUGCAAAAAAGGUUGGAUAACACAAGCUCCCUACGGAAGCUGAGUCCAUUUUUGGAUGAAUCAGGGGUGAUUCGAAUGGAAGGACGUAUUGUCGAGGCUCACUAUGUUCCAUAUGAGGUUAAAUUUCCGGUAAUUCUUCCGAAGGAUCAUACUGUUACGUUAUUACUGCUAGAUUGGUACCAUCGAAAAUACGGUCAUGGUUACGGAGAAACAAUUGUCAAUGAAGUCAAGCAAAGAUUUUACAUACCUCGACUUCGCUCAACAGUACGAAGUAUUGGUAAAAAAUGCUCAUGGUGCAAAAUUUAUCGUGCAUCUCCUGGUGUUCCUCGAAUGGCUCCGUUGCCAGCAGCGAGACUGGCAGCCUACGUAAAACCAUUUACUUAUGUGGGACUGGAUUAUUUUGGACCUAUUCUCAUUCGGGCUGGUCGGACAAACCAAAAACGAUGGGUUGCUCUUUUCACCUGUCUAACUGUUAGGGCAAUUCAUUUAGAGGUGGCUCACAGUUUGACGACGGAAGCUUGCAAAUUAGCAGUUCGACGAUUCAUCGCACGCAGAGGUUCGCCAUUGGAAAUCUAUUCUGACAUGGGAACCAAUUUCGUAGGUGCAAGUAAGGAUUUACAAAACGAAGUGAAACAAAUAGUUACUGGUGUGGCAUCUACCUUCACGAAUACGAACACUCGUUGGCUAUUUAACCCUCCCGUUUCUCCUCAUAUGGGAGGAGCGUGGGAAAGGAUGGUUCGUGCUGUUAAGAUGGCGCUUUUUGCUGUUCCAAUGGACAGAAAACCCACCGAUGAGUCGCUAAUCACGUUGCUGGCGGAAGCCGAAUUCAUUGUAAACUCUCGUCCUUUAACAUUCGUACCACUGGAGGCCGCGGAAAAGGAAGCUUUGACGCCAAACCACUUUUUGCUGCUGAGCUCUAAUGGAAUCUCUGUUCCUUCGAUUCUCCCGAUUGACGACAAACUAGCUUUGCGUAACAAUUGGAGCCACGUACAACAUAUGACGGAUGUAUUUUGGAAGCGUUGGAUACGAGAGUACCUGCCAGUCAUAACCCGACGAACGAAGUGGUUCGAUGAAACAAGACCGGUCAAGGAGGGUGAGUUGGUGAUUGUAGUGGACGACAAUGUACGUAAUGGAUGGCUAAGAGGGCGUGUGGUUAAAGUUUUGUGCGGACCGGAUGGACGUGUAAGAAUGGCGGAUGUGCAGACUUCUACUGGCGUACUUCGUCGACCAGUAGUCAAAUUGGCAGUGUUGGACGUGCUUGGAGUUAGUAAGACUAGUGCACACUAGCCUCACGGGUAGGGGUAUGUUGACGCAGUCAACACAGCUCUACUGUACGGUAAUAUGUGGAUACCGGCUGCCCAUAAGCGCGCCGAUCUAUAACUCAUUAUAUCUAUAGAUGAUAAGAGAUAAGUAGGGGAAGAAGAGUAAAAUAAGAAGAAUUUAUAAAACUCAUAUCAGAUCUGAUCUCGUCGAAUUCAUUAGAUCUAUCGAAACAGGGAAAUAUUGUUGAAUUGUUGUAGGUGAAAUUUAAGAAGAACUAAAACUGUAAGUGAAAUUAAUUAUAUACCACAAUCACACUGAAAUAUUAAACGUUAAAUAAAAUUUGCAGCUAAAAAGCGAUUCAAAGCUAAAUGAGCAGUUCUUUUACUCAACAUCAACAGAGCGAUUUCCAACACCUUCGUUAUGUAGGUGUUCAUAGUAGACUGUAAGUUCAUCUAGGCAAUCGACCUACCGACGAAUAACGUGUAUGUAAUCCGCUUGGGGAUGUACGUUCCAUCGCUUUGCACCAUUUUUUGUUUUCACUGUCAACACUGGAAAUACCCUUUUGUUUUUUGGUGUGGGAAAGCAUAGUUAAAUUUCAGAACAUUUUAAAGCUGGUCUACAUCCUCAGAGACCGUUCCUAAACUCGGACGUAUAUAGGAAAAAAAAUUCUCAAGACUAAAAAAUCAAUCUCCAAGUCUGCGGCCAAUUCAGUCAGGAUAUCGCAACAGUUACUUCUAUUCUCAAUUGAUUACCGCAUGAUAAAUCAUCACUAAUUUCUAUAAGCACCAUAUCGCGACCACACCAUAUUCGUUAUCUGGUUGUUAUUUUUAAUAUAAGUAAGAGUUGAUUGAUUCAAUUACGAACUCCCCACCAAACACAAUCAACCGUAUUUGAGUGCCUUCCAAAAUGUGAUGUGCUAAAUACGUCCGAAAACAUAUUGGCACUGUAUCAUACAAGCAACGCAUCCGCCUUGGAAUUUAUGAACUCGUUUCUAACUUGAUUAGAUACUUCAUAUAAAUAAACUGAUUUCAAGUCACUUGACAUUUUCACGAUUCUUUGAUAACAAAACCGCGUGAACAAGUUUCAGACUAAUAAGUCUCUCCGAACUGAUGAUCUCUUCCCUCACGGUUAUUGCGAUGCUUUUUUCGUAGAAACUUAAUAGCCUAGCAGUGUAUCAUCGUGUUUAGUUAUUUACUUCACCUGCACUUGUUUCGCUUAUUCUUUUCGUUUGUCUACUUCGAAAAACACUCGUGUGACUCAUACUAAAACUAGCUUUAUCGUGUUGUUUAUAUUAAAACUAGCUGGAUUGAAUAAUUGAUCUGUAUAUUAAUGAUAUCAGGGUAACAAAAUGGAAAUUAAAAUCAGGGCUGCGAAAAUCAAGAUAAAAAAAUCGUC
Messenger RNA from Malaya genurostris, 8573 nucleotides. RefSeq lists its product as uncharacterized. The coding region runs from base 870 to 7202 and encodes 2110 amino acids. NCBI's taxonomy places the organism in Eukaryota, Metazoa, Arthropoda, Insecta, Diptera, Culicidae. The transcript is spliced from 2 exons. The record is from RefSeq and is a predicted model, not a curated record. Gene Ontology annotation, molecular function: nucleic acid binding. Gene Ontology annotation, biological process: DNA integration.